Messenger RNA from Stylophora pistillata, 2684 nucleotides. RefSeq lists its product as uncharacterized. NCBI's taxonomy places the organism in Eukaryota, Metazoa, Cnidaria, Anthozoa, Scleractinia, Pocilloporidae. Gene Ontology annotation, molecular function: sugar-phosphatase activity. The record is from RefSeq and is a predicted model, not a curated record.
CAUGUGACACAGGGAAAAGUACUUUGCUAUUGUCCUUUCCCAAGAAACAGCGGAGGGCCGAGUUCUUGUUGGAUUGUGCAGCUUUGCACGAAUCAUACAUCCACGCAGAGCCCCAAUCAGGGGCCGAAUGAAAUCUCAAGACAAUCGCUGUCGAAGAGAAAGGCACUUUAGCUUGUUGGGUUGACCGGCCGGACCGGGUGAACACAUAGCACUUUUAUCAUCAAUAACAACCUUUCGCUCGCAGAGGUGAAGGACAAAGCUCUCAAGGUAAUGAUUCCGGAUUCUGGUGUGAUACCCGCAGAAGUUAAAGCCCUGGUUUUCGACUGCGAUGGGACUCUUGUGGAUACAAUGCCAAUUCAUUGGAGGGCUUGGUGUGAAAUCUGCAAAGAAACAGGACUCGUAUUUCGCAAAACUGAUUUCUACACUCUAGCGGGAGUACCCGGAAAGAAGAUUAUCAAAGUUUUGGCCAAACAACAGGGAAUCAAACUUGAUCCGUUCGCUAUUUACGACAAAAAAAGGAAGUACUUCCUUGAAGGGUUAACUUCUGUUACACCUAUUCCAUGUGUGGUGCAAAUCGCCCGAGAAGCUCAAAGAUCGGGAAUCCCUAUCGCUGUUGCUUCGGGGAGUUCACGCUCCCAAGUUCAAAAAGCCCUGAAAGUAGCUGGGAUUGACAACCUAUUUGAUGUGGUGCUUGGAAAUGAAGAUUAUGAAGAACAUAAACCUAAACCAGAUGCAUUUAUCACAGCAGCUAGUCGACUUGGCGUCAAGCCUGAGGAAUGCUGGGGUUUUGAAGACACGGAUAUUGGCCUUGAAGCAUUACGACAAGCAGGAUACUAUAGGGUAACAGAUGUACGGCAAAUGGAAGGAUAUCCAGUCAGGACAGAUGAAAAUGGACUAGCAAUAACAAAUCAUAGCACAGAAUUUCGCACUCAAAGAUACAGAGCCUUUACAACAUAGAUAUAAUAAACAUGCCUCUGUAAGAUGUCAAGUUGCCAUGACAUUCAGUGUAACCCUUAAAUGAUCACUUAGUUUUUUUGAGAAGUUACUUUGUUUAAUUCAACCUUUCAGUUUUCUUUUUCAAAAUGUUAGAAGAAAAUUGGGCCUUUUCAUGAAGAUCUUUGGUUGACUAACACAAAUUAAAAACCACAUCAAUUUGAAUGCUGUAUAAUCUACUUUUUAUCUUUAAAAAUGUGUACAAAAGUUUUCUGAGGAACCAUAUCUUUGAUGUAAGAAUUUGGGAAUGAAAAUGUCUGUGAAAACCUUCGAAAGAAAUUAACUCAAAAGUAUUUUACUUAUCAAAUGAAUGUUACAAAGUUCAGUUAAGGUUUCAAAUAUGCAGGUAAUAGAUUGGAACAUUAUGAUGUUAUAUUAGUCAUUUUAGGUUAGUGUGGAGAACUAUAGAUGGAUAGUUUUCAUUCAUCAACAAUCUUCAUUUAAGGGUUGCACUGAAGUUUUCAAGUCCAUUGACUUUUAUACAUACAUUGUACAGUAAUUUUUAUACAAUUAGGAUCUGAUCACACUCCAAGGCCAACGCAACUUUAAUUUUCUGACAGUGAUCCGAUGGGGAAAAAACUUUUAGAACUAUUUAAUGCAACUAUAAUCUUAACUUGAGUGUUUGGUCAUUGAUGGUUAUAUCUUUGCUACAAAUGGCCAAGGGUUUGCUCGUUUAUGUGUCAUUCCUACUCUUACCAAAUCUGCUCUGUAGUUUCCUGAUUGCUGCAGAAGUGCUGAACUAAAUUUUGUUACAUAAUUAUUUGUAGAUUUUUGAUAAUCAUCAAAGUUCAGUUGAUCAUAACAUUAUACGAUUGGCAGGCCCUAGAAUAUCCCUCUAGCUAAAUUUAUUUUAAAAUAAUAUUUGUUGAGAAGAAGAGAAAAGCAAACAAAUUCUAGGUUUGAUGAUGUCUAAACCAGAAAAGGUUGCAAAAGUGCUAUCUCUUUAAAUUUUGUUGUAAGAAAGCUUCAUGUAUUUAUUUAAAUAAUAGUUUCCUAAGUUUUAUUGGGAAUAACCUGAAGGUAUAAAUUUGAUUUAGAUAUGUGGAAAAUUUAAUUACAUUUGAAGGGAUCAAAAUAUCUCGGAAUCGGUAAUUUGCAGAGUACAAUUCUUUUCCAGUCAUAUAUAAUAAAACUGUGAGUUUUGUUUUUGUUAGAACUAUUUAAUCCGUUUCUGAAAUUUUGAGCAGAAGUAGAUAUUUGUUCAGAAGUGAACUGGGAACUGGGAAAGUGAACUGGGAAAGAUUAAACAAUAAUAUUUGUAAAUUUAUUCUUCAAUGUAAAGAGACGACAAACCAUAUCUUAAAGAUCAACAUCUUCAAGAUUCCAAAAAUUGUAUUGACCAGACAGAUGUUAUUAUAAGUUGAAAUAAUCAGGAGCAAUGUUAUUAUCCACUGCUUGUUGGUGACCACAUAAAAUGAUAGGCUGCUACAGAUAGAUAUUUACAUGUCGAAGAAUGUGCUUAAUAACUUUGAAGGAAUCGACCAUGUAGUAAUUUCUUACAUCAAUUGUAUCAAUCAGUUUGUUGAGCUUGCAGGUGACAAGAUUUAAGAAAAUCUCUGGAAAUAUUUGGAUUUAAAAAAAGUAAAAGAACUUGAAAUUAACAUCAAUGGAGAGAACGACUAAGCUGCUACAUUAAGAGAAAACAAGGUAGAAUUAAAAACAAAAAUAAAAACAAGGAUAUUUAACUUCAA